Mesocestoides corti is the source of this 699-nucleotide messenger RNA. The record is from the annotation of a GenBank genome assembly. NCBI's taxonomy places the organism in Eukaryota, Metazoa, Platyhelminthes, Cestoda, Cyclophyllidea, Mesocestoididae.
AUGCUUGAAGGUGUGUCCAAGCUAGCCAAAAUGUUGGCUUCAGAUGAAUUGAAGACCCGUAAACUGGGUCACAAGUACGUCCGUGAUCUAUUUAGUCUCAAGCCCGGCUCUGACAUAUGUGAAUUAUCUUACGAGGACAUACUUGGAGUCUGCAAAGGUCUUCACUACAGUCUGUGGAUGCAGGACAAGUUAUUGCUUCAGGAAGAAAUUGUUAAGCGUAUUGUGCACUUAGUGCCCACUAUUAAGUCUCGUCAGAUUCGCUGUAUGUAUAUAAACGCCAUGUUUGAGACCCUAGCCCGCGAAUGGGACAAUCUUGACGUGUGGAGACUUGAUAAAUUCAUGAUGUUAACACGCGACCUCUUUGUCCGGUGUUUAACGUCGACGAAAAAACGCAGCAUUCCCAUAAAGACCCUCACAGACGCAGUUUUCGACAAAGUCCUAAACAAUAACCUGAACUCGGCUAUCGAACUCAAACUUCACCUCGUUACUGUCAUCCAGCAGGAAUUGGUCAAAGUAAAGGACAUUCCAAUGGUUGUUCAGAGUUUCUUCAAGCGCACUCUAAAAGUUAUUGAAGACGUGCCAAGGCUAAUGCGGACCUAUCCCAAGUUGCCUCUGAAGGAAAUAAGCGAAGAGUUGUUGGCUGCUUCGACGAAGUAUACUGCCCACAGAAAGAUAUUGUGUAGGGUUGCUCAAAUGUGA